Molecule: messenger RNA, 903 nt
Organism: Grammomys surdaster
Lineage: Eukaryota; Metazoa; Chordata; Mammalia; Rodentia; Muridae
Product: putative vomeronasal receptor-like protein 4
Exons: 1
Coding region: 1-903 (300 amino acids)
Biological process (GO): G protein-coupled receptor signaling pathway
Cellular component (GO): membrane
Molecular function (GO): pheromone receptor activity
Source: RefSeq, a predicted model, not a curated record
AUGUUCGCAUUAGAGAAUGUCCUUUAUUUUCAAGCUGGGCUUGGAGUCCUAGUCAAUAUGUUUCUUCUAGUUUUUUAUAUUGUGAUAAUCCUAGGUCACAAACUUAAGCUCAUUGACCUGAUCUAUUGUCAACUGACCUUAGUUCACAUAAUUAUGAUCCUCACUGGAGGAAAUAUCAUGCUUACAGACAUAUUUGAGUCUCUGAAUGUUGAGAAUGACAUCAAAUGUAAGGCAACUUUAUACACAAACAGGGUGAUGAGAGGCCUCUCUAUCAGCAUCACCUGCCUCUUGAGUGUGUUCCAGGCUGUCACAAUCAGUCCCAGUACCUCUUGGCUGGCAAAAUUUAAACAUAAACUAAGAAAACACAUGAUUAAUGCUUCUUUCUUUUAUAUUUGGUCUUUCAAUUUAUCUCUUAGUAGUAACCUGAUCUUCUAUGUUGGUGGUUUUACCAAUGUGAAUGAGACCAAGCAGAUGAAGAUCACUAAAUCCUGCUCACUCUCAUCAAUGAACUACAUCAUCAGGGGAAUGAUUGUAACAGUGACAACCUCCAGGGAUGUGUUUCUUGUAGGAGUCAUGCUGAUCACAAGUGCAUACAUGGUGAUUAUCUUGUUCAGACAUCAGAGGCAAUGCAAGCAUCUUCACAGCAUCAGACAUCUGAGUGCAACCCCUGAGAAAAAGGCCACACAAACUAUCUUGCUGCUGGUGAUUUUCUUUGUGGUUUUAUACUUGGUGGACUUCAUCAUCUCAUCAAUCUCCAUUCUGUUAUGGAUAUACAACCCAGCAAUCCUGACUGUUCAGAAGUUUUUGAUGAAUGUCUAUCCUAUAAUUACUCCUUUGGUACAAAUCACUUCAGAUAAGAGAAUAUUCAAUGUGUUGAAAAACUUGCAGUCAAAAUUCCACUAG